Molecule: messenger RNA, 1093 nt
Organism: Macadamia integrifolia
Lineage: Eukaryota; Viridiplantae; Streptophyta; Magnoliopsida; Proteales; Proteaceae
Product: cold-regulated 413 plasma membrane protein 2
Exons: 5
Coding region: 181-897 (238 amino acids)
Cellular component (GO): membrane
Source: RefSeq, a predicted model, not a curated record
UGUGAGCAUAGGACCCAAAUCAUUCCAGAAGGAAACCGAAGAGGUCGGACUUUUGGGGUUUUGAGGGAUCAGUGUUCACUCUCUGUUUCCAUUUCCUGUGAAAUUCUUCUUCUGCAACUGUGAAUCUGGUACCCUUUUUUUCUUUUAUUAAUUUUUUGUUUUUCCCUUUAGAUCUGAACAAUGGGGAGGAUGGAUUAUUUGGCCAUGAAAACUGAUCCGACGACGAGUGAGCUGAUCAAUUCCGAUCUGAAGGAGCUAGGCAAUGCCGCGAAGAAGCUUGCCACUCAUGCAGUCAAGUUGGGAGGCCUAGGUUUUGGAACUACCUUUCUUAAAUGGGUGGCUUCCUUUGCUGCAAUUUACCUGUUGGUUUUGGACCGAACAAACUGGAGGACGAACAUGCUGACUUCACUUUUAAUUCCUUAUAUUUUCUUCAGUCUUCCUUCAGUAUUGUUCAACUUGUUAAGUGGGGAGGUUGGAAAAUGGAUUGCCUUUAUUGCAGUUGUAUUACGGCUUUUCUUCCCACGACGCUUUCCAGGUGUGGGAGGUGUUUCCAGAAAUGAUAAUGGCCUCUUCAUCCGUGGCUUUGCUGAACAUGUGGGUUUUAAUCAUGCUUAUGUAGCAGAAGCCUUAGCAGUUCGUCUUGACUGGCUGGAGAUGCCUGGAUCAUUGAUUCUUCUCCUGGUUGUGGCUCCAAGCUUUUUCGCAGACACCCUGAGGAGCAGUUGGGUCGGCAUCGUAAUUUGUCUUGGCAUUGGGUGUUAUCUAUUACAAGAGCACAUCCGUGCAUCCGGUGGGUUCAGGAAUUCCUUCACACGGACUCAUGGUAUCUCAAACACAUUGGGGAUUAUCAUUUUGUUGGUUUACCCUGUCUGGGCCUUGGUACUCCACUUCAUCUAGUCCCUCUGGAAUGCAGCUAUGGGAUUUCCUGUGGUUUGCAGUGUAAGCAGACAAAUCAUUUGUGUCAUUUGUCUUAUUUAUCCCUACAAAUAUUAUUAGAUUCUGGUUUUCAAUUUGAGCAAAACUAUCCAUUGUAUCAUUUGUUAAAACCUGCAUUGUUAUUUGGACUUCUAUUGUGAAAUGUGUUAAAAGAAAA